CAUUCUCUUCUCUGAUUGGCUGACUGGCUUGACGCUAUACGUGCGUAGGCGCUUCCUUAACUUGACGUUAGCAAGAAACGGCUAAAUAGAAGAUGUUGGUCCUGGUGUUAGGUGACCUGCACAUCCCCCACCGGUGCAACACCCUGCCAGCCAAGUUCAAGAAGCUGUUGGUCCCGGGGAAGAUCCAGCACAUCCUCUGCACAGGAAACCUCUGCACCAAGGAGAGCUAUGACUACCUGAAGACGCUCGCCGGGGACGUCCAUAUCGUCCGAGGAGACUUCGACGAGAACCUGAACUACCCGGAGCAGAAGGUGGUGACGGUGGGCCAGUUUAAGAUCGGCCUCAUCCACGGCCACCAGGUGAUCCCUUGGGGCGACAUGGCCAGCCUGGCGCUGCUCCAGAGACAGCUGGACGUCGACAUCCUCAUCUCCGGACACACGCACAAGUUCGAGGCAUUCGAGAACGAAAACAAGUUCUACAUCAACCCGGGUUCAGCCACAGGAGCCUACAGCGCACUGGAAAGCAACAUCAUCCCCUCUUUUGUAUUAAUGGACAUCCAGGCGUCCACAGUGGUGACAUAUGUUUAUCAGCUGAUUGGCGACGACGUCAAGGUGGAGAGAAUCGAGUACAAGAAAUCUUAAAGGAGGAGGAGGAGGAGGAGGAGGAGUUGGGUUAGCGUGUCUCAGUGUGUCGUUUCAUUCCUUUUCCACCAGGGGGCAGCAGCUCUCCUGCAGUCGCCACAAUGUUAAUGCCGUAACAAACUGUUUAACUCUAAAAGAAACGUGCAUUAUAUUGUUUAUAAGUCAUCAGCAUUUGCUUGUAUCCAAGCUGUCAUUUGGUAACUGUAGAGAAUGCAAUGUCACAUGCAUUUGUUAUCUAAAGAAAUAUUUGGUGCCAUUUUUCUUCUUUUUCUUUUUCUUUUUUGUUUCAUCAUUUCCGCCCCGCCCCGCCCCGCGUCCUGUAACCAGCAGGUCUCCAGAUUCAUGUAGUCUGCCUUUUUUUCAUUUGAUUUAUUUCCCACAAUAAAGAUCUUAUUUCACUCCA
Molecule: messenger RNA, 1044 nt
Organism: Anarrhichthys ocellatus (wolf-eel)
Lineage: Eukaryota; Metazoa; Chordata; Actinopteri; Perciformes; Anarhichadidae
Gene: vps29
Product: VPS29 retromer complex component
Exons: 4
Coding region: 93-641 (182 amino acids)
Biological process (GO): retrograde transport, endosome to Golgi
Cellular component (GO): retromer complex
Source: RefSeq, a predicted model, not a curated record